CUGCUCUACGUGGCGGAGGACUAUAACAAGAAGAUUGUUGGCUAUGUGCUCGCUAAGAUUGUGUCGCGCACUCACCGCAAGCUGGGUCUCGCCACCAAGCUCAUGACGGCUGCUCGUGAGUGCAGUGAGGCUGCUCGUGAGUGCCGUGAGGCUGCUCGUGAGUGCAGUGAGGCUGCUCGUGAGUGCAGUGAGGCUGCUCGUGAGUGCAGUGAGGCUGCUCGUGAGUGUGCUCCCUACCAAGCGGGUCUUAGUCAUCUUUUUCCAUUGUCUUGUCUCAUCCCAUAUUCCCAUACCCCAUCACCUCACUCCUGCCCUGCAGGGCACGCGAUGGAGGAGGCGUUUGAGCAUGCAAUGGAGGAGGUGUUUGGUGCCGAGUACGUGUCCCUGCAUGUGAGGAAGAGCAACCGGGCGGCUUUCCACCUCUACACCGAAACACUCGGUUACAAGAUCAAUGACAUUGAGGCGAAGUACUAUGCUGAUAGCGAGGAUGCUUAUGACAUGCGCAAGAACCUCAAGCCCGCUGCUGAGAAGCCCAAGAAGGAGCUCAAGGGAGGAAAGGCCGCUUCUGAUGAUAAGGCAUCAUCUAAUAACGAGGAUGUGGCCAAGGAAGAUGCUGAGGCAGCUAGUAACGGGGAUAGGGGCGGUGCAGAGGGGACCGGGAGGGCUGAUGAGUCGAAGGCUGGGGAGAAAAAGGAGGAAGGUUCUGAGAAGGCGGGUGAGAAGGAGGUGGCUGCGCCGGCAACACCAGUGAGGGAGAAGGAGAAAGGGGCGUCCCCGGGGGUGGCAAGGGCGGGUCUGGGCGGCGGCGCAAGGGCGGCAAGGGCUAAUGAACAUUGUUACUGUAGAUUAGAUUGCAAUGCAAUGCGUGAGAUGGAAUCGCGGGUGAGAAGUGGUUUUGCCGGCAACACCGGUGAGGGAGAAAGGUAG
This is a messenger RNA of Closterium sp. Naga37s-1, 927 nucleotides long. The record is from the annotation of a GenBank genome assembly. Lineage: Eukaryota; Viridiplantae; Streptophyta; Zygnematophyceae; Desmidiales; Closteriaceae.